AUGGAAGAGAUGUUGAGUUCAUCAACAACAACAAUCAAUUCUUCCAAUAUAGGGUUUCAGCUAUUGAAGAAGCAGGGUUGGAAAGAAGGGACUGGCCUUGGGAUCUCUGAGCAGGGUAGAUUAGAACCUGUGGAAACUCAUGUGAAGAAUAAUAAGCGGGGUUUGGGAGCAGAUAAAGUGAAGAAAAAGAUAGUGAAACCUGAUCAUGGUGCUGAUUCCUCUAAAGGAGACAAUAAGCAGGAAGAUUUGUCUAAAAAGAAAACCAAAGCACUUUCUAAACGGAUGAGAAAGAUGCAGGAGUUAGAAAAGAAGAUGCAGGAGAAGGAGUUUGAGCGCGCUUUCUUUAGAGAGUUCUGGCCUGACAAUGUAUGA
Molecule: messenger RNA, 372 nt
Organism: Vicia faba (fava bean)
Lineage: Eukaryota; Viridiplantae; Streptophyta; Magnoliopsida; Fabales; Fabaceae
Source: the annotation of a GenBank genome assembly